CCCAAAUACCCCCUAAUCGCGUUAUCAUGUGCAACUUUUGCUCAAUUUGGCACCGUCGCCUCGCGUGAGAGAAGAGCUCCGACGAUGCUAGUAGUAGAGUCUGGUAAAACCUUUUGUUUGUAAAGAGGACAAGACGAGGACGUUGGAGAAUAAUGCUGGGCGGAGGAUUGUCACCGGAGUUUUGGAGGGAAAGCGGAAGCGGAAGCGGAAGCGGAGGUGGAGGUGGAUGGGCCACUAAUACUUUGGUGGUUCUACUCCUCGUAUCGAUUUGUCAAUUGAUUGUGAAAACUAGGCUUUGGUUGGAGUUCAUAUCCUCAUCCUCAUCCUUCGUCAAUGUUCGAUUGAGUUCUGUCGUCUCCCCUUCUCCUAACACUGACUUGAAAUUGAAGAAUCCCACCGUUUCGCAUUCUGCCAACUCCCAAAUCCGAAUUUCCGGGAUCAUAUCAGAUUUGGAUUUGAAGAAUUUAAUUGACAAUUUGGAUGAGAAGUCCCCUGGGUAUCAGAAAUGGGAUAAUGUCGUAGACAGACGUAACAGUCUUCUUGCUUACAGUGCAAAAUGCUGUAAACCAAAGGAUGGUCCCCUGAAAUAUUUAAGUGUGACAAUUUUUGAGAAUUGUUCUGCAAAGAUGCUGAGAGAUUUCUACAUGAAUAAUACUUAUAGAAAGAAGUGGGACAAAACCCUGAUUGAGCAUGAGCAGUUGCAGGUUGAUGAAAGUAAUGGGACUGAAAUUGGUCGAACAAUAAAAAAGUUUCCGUUUCUGACACCAAGAGAGUACAUAUUAGCUUGGAGAGUCUGGGAAGCAAAAGAUGGAACCUCCUACUGUUUUAGUAAGGAAUGUGAACAUCCUUUGGCCCCCAGACAGAAGAAGUAUGUACGUGUUGAAUUGUUUAGAUCUGGUUGGCAAAUCAGGAAAGUUUUGUGUGAUUUCCUUGUCACAGUACCUGGCAGAAAUGCUUGUGAGAUCAAAAUGGUGCACCAGGAAGAUGCUGGUUUGAACGUUGAGGUGGCAAAGUUGGCCUUUGCAAAGGGCAUUUGGAGUUACGUCUGCAAGAUGGAUAACGCGUUGCGCAAAUACCCUUCCGCCAACUGUCCUCAAUCAAGUUUGGGUGACACUGCAAUCACUCGCAUUCAGAAGGUCCCGAUGGGAUUAGAUACCAAAACCAAUACAUCUGGCCCAGCUUUUCCGGAAGCCUCUGCAACAAGUGCGUCUUGUUGCGAAAUUGCCCGUGAAGGCAGUGAAAGGAAACUCUCAAGAAGGCCUUCAAGUAAAUUGAUAGCCAAUGGGCUAAUUCUCCUUGGUGGUGUAAUCUGCAUGUCUCGUGGUCACUCUAAGUUGGGUGCAAUGGUAGCGAUGGCAUGCAUCUUGACUAAGUUGACUAAGCGCGAUCCUCCAUUAAGCCAAAGCAGGCAAACUUAGGCAUGCGCUUGUUGCAGCUUGAACUGCUGAUACAGGUUCUUUAACUGUACCAUGCUCCGUAAUCGAAGACAUCAGUGGCACCACACUUCCCUGGUUUGCUUGAAAUAUUUGGUGUUGACAUUACUGGAGCGGUAAAUAUUUUGGUAAAUAUUUCUAUAUUUGGAAAACUGGUUUCCAUGGAAUAUAUAUUAUUAGAGGAGGCUGUUUUGUUUUCUGUCUACUUAUGCCUUCGUCUUGUAUUCCUUUUGCCCUUUUUUUUCUUUCACCGUCAAACAUUUUUAACGCCUGCAAGGGUAGUCUUGCAAGUUGUUGUAAAGUAAAUAUAUGUACGCUAACACUCCGUGCUUGGAUAAGAAAGAUGGCUUUUUUUAUGUUUGGUUUAUAAA
This is a messenger RNA of Camellia sinensis, 1804 nucleotides long. RefSeq lists its product as uncharacterized. Gene Ontology annotation, molecular function: lipid binding. The record is from RefSeq and is a predicted model, not a curated record. NCBI's taxonomy places the organism in Eukaryota, Viridiplantae, Streptophyta, Magnoliopsida, Ericales, Theaceae.